AUGGCAGCCUCAACUAAGCGGAGCCUGCCUGCGCGGCACAACCCGCUGCUGCUCGAGGACAUUCCGGACUAUCUCGAUCUCGUUGCGCGACGCCGCCUUGGUCAGACCAAGCUCACUCCUAAAAUGGUUUGCGGCGAUGAGGCCGACCCUGCGUCGCUAGGCGUCUUUGACUAUGCGCAUCUCAGAGCCCCCCUCCCCAAGGGUAUCGUGUCGGGCAUCUUCAAAUCGAGUCCCACGAGCUACUUCUUGAUGCGCCGAAGCUUUGAUGGCUACGUGUCUGCAACUGGCAUGUUCAAGGCCACGUUCCCCUAUGCGGAGGCUUCGGAGGAAGAGGCUGAGCGCAAGUACAUCAAGUCUCUUCCGACCACCAGCCCAGAGGAGACGGCUGGUAACAUCUGGAUCCCCCCAGAGCAGGCGUUGGCCUUGGCCGACGACUACAAGAUUGGGAUUUGGAUCCGCGCCUUGCUCGACCCGGCCAAAGUCCCCGUCUCGUCGAGCUCAACCCCCGGGUCACCGCCCAAGACUAUUGCGGCGCCUCCCAAGUUCGACUUGGUCAAGGCUCUCAACAAACUAGCCCCCCCGCCUGUGUCGAGCCUGUCCAGGUCCUCGCGCAGUCGUCGAUCAGUCAGUCCUACAAAGCUUUCAAGACGCGCACCUGCGUCCCCCCGGAAACGCAGCGCCAGGCUCAAAGCAGGCUCAAUCGAACCGCCAGCACACAAACCAGAUGGAACAAACGGCGACGACACCGACAAGGCCAGGCAGGACGAUGUCGUGAUGAAGACUAGCGAGUUUGACCCAGACGUGGUGCUGGAGCACAGAGCGGAAGACGCCACGCUGAGGAUCCGAGUGGACGAGGUCUCCAAGGACGCCGAGGGCCACGAGACAAAACACACCGUCACUGAAGUGGACGUUCCUCUGCCCAGCUCCGGCAGCCCUCCCAGCGCCGAAGAUACCGCCAAGAUGAUAGCCGCCGCCAAGGAGAUGGUGCAAAUGGGCAAGGACGAGGACGAACGAGUGGCCGCAGAGCACAAGAGAGCAGACGAAAAACGAGGCAGUCUUAACGCCUCCUCUUCGACACCAGCGAAGAAGAGCAAACGCAAGGCUGCCGACAUUUCCGUAGCCGACAAGGACGGCGACGACGGCAAGGACGAGGAGGGCGCCGAGGAGAGCGAGGAAGGGGAGCGCCGGGUGAAAAAGGUCAAGACUGAGGCGGAAGUCCGAAAGGACAGAGUCAAGAACAGGGCCCUAUUUGGCAUCGGCGCCACAGUUGCAGUUGGGGCGCUUGUGCCGUGGCUGGUCAACUUGCUGUAA
Molecule: messenger RNA, 1311 nt
Organism: Ustilaginoidea virens
Lineage: Eukaryota; Fungi; Ascomycota; Sordariomycetes; Hypocreales; Clavicipitaceae
Exons: 3
Coding region: 1-1311 (436 amino acids)
Biological process (GO): mitotic telomere tethering at nuclear periphery; meiotic attachment of telomere to nuclear envelope
Cellular component (GO): nuclear membrane complex Bqt3-Bqt4
Molecular function (GO): DNA binding
Source: RefSeq, a predicted model, not a curated record